This is a messenger RNA of Ictalurus punctatus (channel catfish), 2421 nucleotides long. RefSeq names its product protocadherin gamma-A11-like. NCBI's taxonomy places the organism in Eukaryota, Metazoa, Chordata, Actinopteri, Siluriformes, Ictaluridae. The record is from RefSeq and is a predicted model, not a curated record. The transcript has a single exon. Gene Ontology annotation, biological process: homophilic cell-cell adhesion. Gene Ontology annotation, molecular function: calcium ion binding. Gene Ontology annotation, cellular component: plasma membrane. Bases 1 to 2421 code for a protein of 806 amino acids.
AUGGAACAAAGGAAAGGCGCUUCAUGGCGAAGGAUACAUGUAAGACUUGCCUUCAUGGUUGUAUCGUUGCUGUUUGGAAGAGCGGUAUGGGCACAGAUACGGUAUUCUGUCUCUGAAGAGCAGAAGGAUGGCACCGUGAUUGGAAAUAUUGCAAAGGAUUUAGGAAUUGAUGCAAGAAGCUUAAGAGAGAGAGGAUUCCGCAUCGUGUCAUCCUCAGGGGAGUCACUGUUUAAGGUAAAUCAGAAUGACGGAGCGUUGUAUGUUAGUGGAAACUUAGACAGAGAGACGGUGUGUGAGAAAAGCACAUCGUGCACGAUCAUUCUCAAAAUCGCCAUGGAAAAUCCACUGGAGAUCCAUUAUGUGACUGUAGAGAUUAUAGACGUGAAUGAUCAUGCUCCUGUUUUUACUGAAAAAGAAACGCUCUUAGAGAUAUGGGAGUCGGCGUUGCCCGGAACCCGUUUUCAGCUUCAGCCAGCACGCGACUCUGACAGCGGAUCAAACUCUAUUCAAACGUAUAAACUCAGCCAGAACGAUCAUUUCCGACUCGAAGUCAAAGAUCGUGAUGAAGACGGCAAAAUUCCGAUUCUGAUAUUACAGAAGCAGUUAGACAGAGAAGCUGCGCAGAAUAUCAAAUUGUUAUUAACCGCUGUAGAUGGUGGAAAACCACCAAGAUCUGGAACAACGGAAGUAAUCAUAAAUGUGCUGGAUAUAAAUGAUAACGCACCUGUUUUCAGUGAAGAUGCCUAUUCUGUGAUGCUGCACGAAAACGCGCCUAUAGGCACAACAGUAAUACAGCUGAAUGCCACAGAUUUGGACGACGGCUCAAAUGGCGAGAUUGUUUAUUCCAUUGGCAAUAAUGUAAAUAAUAAAUUACGCGAACUUUUUGAAAUAUCUCCGAUCACUGGUGAAAUCAUUGUGAAGGGAGUUUUAGAUUUUGAAGUUAAAGACAAAUAUGAGAUUGAUAUUCAAGCAUCCGACAAAGGGCUUGCACCAAUGAUAUCAGACAAGACAGUAACUAUAAAGAUUGUAGAUGUAAAUGACAAUGCGCCAGAGAUAGAGGUAACAUCAUUUUCAAGUGCCAUUCCAGAAGAUUCCAGAUCAGGGACUACAGUUGCUUUGAUAAGUGUAUCUGAUUUAGACUCUGGAGUAAAUGGAAAAGUUUCUUGUUCAGUACCUGAGGACAUGCCUUUCAGCCUAUUUUCAUCCUCACAUGAUAAUGUUUACUCAUUAGUUACAUCGUCAGCACUUGAUAGGGAAAUGGCAUCUCAAUAUGACAUUACAUUAUCUGCAACAGAUGCAGGGAACCCACCAUUGUCAUCUAUGAAGACUAUAACUGUACAAGUAUCAGAUGUAAAUGAUAAUAAUCCAGUGUUUAUUAGUUCCCCAUAUACGUUUUAUGUAAUGGAAAACAAUACUCCAGGAACAUCUUUAUUUUCUGUAUUUGCUUUUGAUCGAGACUCAGAUGAAAACGCAGUAAUCAGCUAUCAGAUAUGGAGAGAUAAUCUUAAAGAGAACAAGUACACUUCUUUUAUCAAUGUAAAUUCUGAAAAUGGUGCCAUUUAUGGAUUAAAAAGUUUUGACUUUGAGACAGUAAAGAUGAUCCAGUUCCACGUGCUCGCUACAGAUUCUGGAUCUCCGCCACUAAGCAGCAACGUCACAGUGAACGUGUUCAUUCUGGAUCAGAACGACAAUGUUCCAGUGAUCUUAUAUCCAGUCAGUGCUAACGGUUCUGCUGAAGGUGUGGAGGAGAUUCCCCGCAAUGCCAACGCAGGACAUUUAGUGACUAAAGUGAGAGCCUAUGACGCGGAUGUAGGAUACAAUGGCUGGUUAUUAUUUUCACUGCAGGAAGUGAGUGACCACAGUCUCUUUGGUUUGGACCGCUAUACAGGACAGAUAAGGACCCUUCGCUCAUUCACAGAAACAGAUGAGGCUGAACAUAAACUAGUCAUACUGGUCAAAGACAAUGGAAAUGUUUCCCUUUCAGCAACAGCGACACUGAUUAUAAAAGUUGUGGAGCCGAAAGAGGCGUUUGCAACUUCUGACGUUAAAAACUCAGUAAAAGAAGAGGAAGAAACUAACGUUACAUUUUAUUUGAUCAUUACAUUGGGAUCGGUUUCGUUUCUUUUUAUCAUCAGUAUCACCGUGCUAAUUGUAAUGCAGUGCUCCAAAUCUACAGACUAUUCCUCCAAGUAUUUGCAAGAUACACAUUAUGAUGGGACACUGUGUCACAGCAUCCAGUACAGAUCCGGAGAUAAACGCUACAUGUUAGUAGGACCCAGAUCAAGUAUCGGUUCUACUCUAGUUCCAGGCAGUAAUAGAAAUACCCUUGUGAUACCAGAUCGGAGGCGGAGAACUUCUGGUGAGGUAAGAAGGACUUAUUUAAAAGGGCAAUUCCAGACUUUACCCAUUACAUUAAGUUAA